AUCACUUUCAUAGUUAUUUAUUUACUUACAUUUAAUUAGUAAUCUGGCUAAAUGUUUAUAUUUAUUUGAAUCUAUUCUUUAUCCUAAUCAAAAAUGGGGCCAAAAACAAAAUCUCAGCGAAAGUGCUUAUGCGACACAGCUCAUGUUGUGAGAAAAAUCACAGGUCAUCCACCGCCUUUAAAAGAUACCGAAAUCAACAAGAUCAGACUUGGACUGUUUACGGAGAAAAACUCUGAUGGCUCUGGAUAUUUAGUACUAAGAGGGAACGAUAUUUAUGACCGAUAUACAAGGAGAAUCACAGACAGCGAUAUAAGAGCAAUAUGCUACUAUAUCAAUGAGCUGCCACGAAGAAUUACCAAGCUGGACUUGUGCUACAACCAGAUCACAGAUGUCGGCUUUUAUAAAUUAUUAAAGAAACUGCUGGUUAAGGGUCGAUCUAGCUUGAUAAACUUGAACAUUAUGAACAACGAAUUAACAGAGUUAUCCAUGCUUAGACUGGCUAAUUACGCCAAAUUUAUCAAACUGAAAUAUUUAAGAAUCAACGGCAAUGAUAUUGGCACUAAGGGUGGAGAGUAUUUUGCAAAGUUUUUAAGAGAAAAUGCAAGCGUAGAGUUCUGUGACAUAGGAGAGACAGGGCAGACCUUAACUAGCGUCGCUCAUCUAGUCACAGCCUUAAGAACGGACCAGGGAACAAACAAGACAGUAAAGGUGUUAGAUUUUAGUAGAAUAAUACCUUUAUUUAACCGAUAUUCAUAUGAAUCAAAAUGGCUGGCUUAUCACAUUGAAUAUUUAUUGGAAAGAAAUGAAACCUUAAUUGAAUUGCAUCUUCAAAAAAAUCAAUUCAUUGGACACGACAUGGAGUACUUUGUCAGGGGUUUAAAAUGCAAUAAAACUUUGUUAUAUUUAGAUUUGGGGUUUAAUAGCAUAGGUGAGUACGGGGCCGAAUUACUUGGGAAAUAUUUAGCCGAAAAUCCUAACCUAAUUCUUCUAAAUUUGGCGGGAAACGAUAUAAAAGAUACUGGAGCGCGCGCUUUAAGUUUCGGGUUGCCAUACUCAAAAAUUCGAGCCCUAGAUGUAAGUCGUAACAGGAUUAAUGAGCGGGGAAUUCUGGAUUUGCUUAAUUCGGUAAAAAAACCCUAUUAUUUAAGGUUUUUAAAUAUUUGGGGAAAUAAAAUCGGUCAUGUGGCCUGUGAAGUUAUUGAGAGAAUGUUGAUGAGUGGGGCGUUAUUUCAACAUACGAUUGACGUCCAAGUAUACGAAGUGGACGAAGUUUUGCACGCAGCAUAUUACCCGAAUCCUUCUAAUCGAGACAAACACUUUUAUUAUUGUGAAUUAGACUUUGGCUACGCGCAGCCGAUAUAUCAUAUUAAAAGAAAUGUUAUUCAUGAGAAAGCACCGGUAAAAGUUGAUUGUAAACACCGACAGAAAUUGGAUAAAGUGUAUAAUACUAUUAGGGCACUAAAACUGUAAAAUAUUUUGAUUUUUUUUAGUAAUUUGUAAUAAAUUAUUUGCCUUUUGAA
This is a messenger RNA of Leguminivora glycinivorella, 1520 nucleotides long. RefSeq names its product leucine-rich repeat-containing protein 34-like. The coding region runs from base 94 to 1470 and encodes 458 amino acids. NCBI's taxonomy places the organism in Eukaryota, Metazoa, Arthropoda, Insecta, Lepidoptera, Tortricidae. The transcript has a single exon. The record is from RefSeq and is a predicted model, not a curated record. Gene Ontology annotation, molecular function: protein binding.